UAUUUAGCAUCUGAAACCGGGGAAAAAGUUUCCAAAAAAAUUUAAGGAAAAACUUCCUGCGUGAGGAGAAACGUGCCAGCCUGCAGUCUGAAAGCAGUUUCUUCCAGAGCAAGAAGCGCAGAGUGAGACAUCUUGACAUUAUUCCUCUCAUCUUUACGGAUAACUUUUGACAUUUUUUGUAACCACGGCUUCAAAGGUGGACAACGUUUUUUCCUCUCUAUCCCUGCAUUUCUUCAAGAGAGAAAUGGAAGAGGGCUCCAGUUCUCCUGUCUCCCCAGUGGAUAGUCUGGUGACCAGCGAGGAGGAGCUGGACAGACAGCAGAAACGCUUCGCGAGGAAGAGGAGACACAGUAAAAAGUCCAGCGAGGACAGCAGCGGCAGCAGCCCGGGUCCGGUCAAACGGGGGAAAAAACCGAGUCCCAGCAGCACUCAGUCGUAUGAGGAGCUGCAGAACCAGCGGGUCCUGGCCAACGUCCGGGAGAGGCAACGGACUCAGUCUCUGAACGAGGCCUUUGCGUCUUUGCGCAAAAUUAUCCCCACGCUGCCUUCGGACAAGCUCAGCAAGAUACAGACGCUGAAGCUCGCCUCCAGAUACAUUGAUUUUCUCUGUCAGGUGCUGCAGAGUGACGAGAUGGACAACAAGAUGUCCAGCUGCAGCUACGUCGCGCACGAAAGACUCAGUUACGCGUUCUCCGUGUGGAGGAUGGAGGGUGCUUGGUCUAUGUCAGCAUCUCACUAGCACCCAGAAAACUUCACUUACAAUGCCAAAGCGACUGUUUACUUCUACAAAGUAUGAAGAGCAAAAGGGAUUAAUUGAAGAACCCAUCGACCUCAAAGGCAUGGCGCAGAGACGUAAUGUGACCCACAACUACAAACUCUUGUGGAGUGUGUGUGUGUGUGUGUGUGUGAGUGUGUGAAUGCAGAUUGAUCACACUGCUUCUGACUGUCUGGAGCUGUUUGUGGCAGAGAGGAGGAGGAGGAAGAAGAGGAAGAAAAUUUAAGGCAGAUCCUCAGUGUGUUUUGGCCAGAGACGGUACAGCUCGGAUUCAAAGCCAUCCCUAAACCGUUUUUUUUAGAAGGAUAUAUAUUUUGUUUUUUGUUUUUCGAAAGACUUUAAAGCAAAGUUAUAAAUAUAUAUAUAAAUGAAUGCAUAUUGUACAUACCUGUGUAAGUACGCCUAUAGCCUGUAAAGGGACCAAUGCAAUUUAGAGUCAUUUGCUGCAUGGAUUUAUGUCACCGACUUUCUUUAGCAAGUCUCCAAAACUCCGUCCAAUGUACAUUUUUGUUUUUGUUUUUUUUUUUUUGCCUAUUUAUUAAAACACAUAUUUUUGAACGAAAUCUGGUUGAUUUUUUAA
Molecule: messenger RNA, 1355 nt
Organism: Scatophagus argus
Lineage: Eukaryota; Metazoa; Chordata; Actinopteri; Scatophagidae
Gene: twist2
Product: twist2
Exons: 2
Coding region: 245-739 (164 amino acids)
Biological process (GO): developmental process; regulation of transcription by RNA polymerase II
Molecular function (GO): protein dimerization activity; DNA-binding transcription factor activity, RNA polymerase II-specific; RNA polymerase II transcription regulatory region sequence-specific DNA binding
Source: RefSeq, a predicted model, not a curated record